Messenger RNA from Oncorhynchus keta (chum salmon), 2343 nucleotides. RefSeq names its product KRR1 small subunit processome component homolog (gene krr1). Lineage: Eukaryota; Metazoa; Chordata; Actinopteri; Salmoniformes; Salmonidae. Gene Ontology annotation, cellular component: small-subunit processome; nucleolus. Bases 317 to 1480 code for a protein of 387 amino acids. The transcript has 10 exons. Gene Ontology annotation, molecular function: RNA binding. The record is from RefSeq and is a predicted model, not a curated record.
GGGGCAGAACGACAGAUGUUUACCUUGUCAGCUUGGGGAUUCGAAUUUUCGGUUACUGGCCCAACGCUCUAGGUUACCUGCCGCUCCAAUAAUGUAGUGAUAGGAACGACAAAUCAAUAUGAAGGAUAGAUAAAUAAUAGCACAUAUUGUAAGGAUCGAAAAGGUUGUUGUGGCACAAUUUUGCAAAGACUCUUACACAUUGGGAUAUAGUUUGAAGAACGCUCUUAGCACGUAAUGCAACGCAGCAAUUUUGAAUGCAGCCCUCAUCUUAGUUCCAAACUACGCAGUUCCGGUCUGUAUUUCCGGCAUAACAAAAAUGGCGUCCUCCACUAACGAAGGAAGCGUGAAUGAAACGCGGUCGGGGAAGAAGUCGAAAAAGAAUACAAACCAAGGUUCUAAUCUUGUAUUUUCAGUGGAUGAAUCUCAACUCUUCACUGUUCCCGAUGGAUGGAAGGAGCCAGCAUUCACAAAAGAUGACAACCCCAAAGGUCUACUGGAGGAGAGCAGUUUCGCCACUCUCUUUCCGAAGUAUAGAGAGGCAUACCUGAAAGAAUGCUGGCCACUGGUGCAAAAAGCAUUAGGCGAUUCACACAUCAAGGCCACCCUGGAUUUGAUCGAGGGCAGCAUCACGGUUUGCACCACCAAAAAGACCUUUGACCCAUAUGCCGUUGUGAGGGCACGGGACCUCAUCAAGCUGUUGGCCAGAAGUGUGCCUUUUGAGCAGGCCGUGCGUAUUUUGGAGGAUGACAUGGCGUGUGACAUCAUCAAAAUUGGCACGCUGGUCAGAACCAGAGAACGGUUUGUGAAGAGGAGGCAGAGACUCAUCGGACCUAAAGGAUCUACACUCAAGGCAUUGGAGCUGCUCACCAAUUGCUACGUCAUGGUGCAGGGGAACACUGUGUCAGCCCUGGGACCCUUCAACGGCCUCAAAGAGGUACGGAAAGUGGUGUUGGAUACCAUGAAGAACAUCCACCCUAUCUACAACAUCAAGACGCUCAUGAUCAAGCGCGAGCUGUCCAAGGACCCCGAGCUGCGGCUGCAGAGCUGGGAGCGAUUCCUACCCAACUUCCGACACAAGAACCUGACCAAGCGCAAGGAGCCUAAGAAAAAGACGACAAAGAAGGAGUACACGCCUUUCCCCCCGCAGCAGCCUGAGAGCCAGAUUGACAAGGAACUGGCAACGGGAGAGUUCUUCCUUCGAGAGAGUGUUAAGAAGAGGAAGAAGAUGGAGGAGAUAAAGGUGAAACAAGCCGAGGUGUUGUCUAAGAGGCAAGAGGAGCGAAACAGGGCCUUUAUUCCUCCUAAGGAGAAACCUGUUAUGAAGAAGACCAACAAAGCUCCCUCAGAAGCCAAAAUCAACAUUGAGGCCAUCAAGGCUAAGGUAAGGAAAGCCAAGACCAAGAAGCUAGGAGCCCCCUCUGUUAACCCUGUCCCACAGACCAAACCCGCCUAUGACAAGAAGAAAAAGAACAAGGGCUAACCUUGGAAAAGCUUGGACAAUGGACAAUAUUCACUAUUGCUGCAUUCAAACGAGGUAUGCAGAUCACUAGCGUGAAGGACGUCAGGUUUGUCAGGUCAUGGGUUUGUCUAAAGAUGUAUUUGGGAUAUUAAUAUAAUAUCCCCAAUUCCUCAGAGAUGAAUCUUCCUCAUAGUUUUGAUGAAAUUAAUAUGGAAUGCCUCUGUCCUCAGUAGAGGAGACAGUAUACAGUAAAGGUGUCUCCCUAUAUGUGACACCCAAUGCCUCAGUGUUACCCAGUUAGCCUGUGACCGAGGCCCGUUCUUCAAUAUUGUUUAGCAACUGUUUGUAAGAUGUGCACAGAAUGUGGUUCACCUGGUUUAUCCCGACGCCACAGAUUCCUCCUCUUGUCCUAAUCCUCAGAACAACUUGUACUGCUUUCCACCAACACCUGCCCAUGUUAAUAUUUACAGUAAGCACUCUACUUUAUGAAGACUGCGAGUAUAAUGGCUUAUGAUGCAGUUAAUGCAUUGGAAGGCUAGUAAUGUUUCAUAAUGAUGCUGACUUAGGCUGUUAAUGUAUACUCAUUUAAAAAAACAUGCAUACUAUUAAAAGCCUUUUUAUAGUCCUUAUUAUAAAUGAUUAACAAGGUAUUAAGUUAUAUACCUGCAGGCUUUGAGAAAAGGCACUAAAAGUUUUAGUUCAUGAUUAAAUGAACAUGGUUGUCGUGUGCUGCUACAGGCGUUGUGUUGCAGAAAUGGGCCUAGAGGACUGCUGAACAGUGACAUAGCAUUGUGAUGUUUAGGAGAACUGUGUUGGGCUGCAUUUUUUGUAAUUUGGUGUCGCUACUUCUAAAAACUCAUUAAAACAAGUAUAUGAUAAUCUCU